AUUCAGCCCUAAUCCAAUUCCGCGAGCAAAGUUGGGUUCUUCUCCUUCCAAGACUAGUUUCCCUCUACCACGGAUUCCAUAAACAAUGAAGCUCACUCUCGAAUUCGGAGGUGGGCUGGAACUUCUAUGUAACUCUGUGAAGAUCCACGAGGUCAGUGUCGAGCCAGCUGAAGGAGACAAGCAACUAACCAUGAAAAGGUUGCUUUCUUGGGUCCGCAUCAAUUUGAUCAAGGAGAGACCUGAAAUGUUCAUGAAAGGGGACACUGUGAGACCCGGCGUUCUUGUUCUUGUGAAUGAUUGUGAUUGGGAACUAAGCGGGCAGCUCGAAACUGUGCUGGAAGAGAAAGAUUCUGUUGUUUUCAUUUCGACACUACAUGGAGGAUGAAACGUACAUACGAAUCAUGCUUCUGGGAGUAAUUAAGCCAUACAUUAAGACCAGAUAAGUUUAAUGAUGUAAUGACAUUCUCAUUGCCAGAUGAUGGAGGAAUGAGGUACCAAAACUAUUAUUCAGUUCCCUUCCUCUUUUACUUCUUGCAUAAUGUUACUUGGUAAAUGCAAAUUGUGUGAAAUACUACUCAUAGUCAUGCAGUAUGUCCGUGUGGAGGUGGGCACGUUUGUCUUCCUUUUUUUCCCUAUACAAGAUAAAAAUACAUGCUUGAUUUGUUCUUCUUU
This is a messenger RNA of Andrographis paniculata, 672 nucleotides long. Its product is annotated as ubiquitin-related modifier 1 homolog 2-like. Gene Ontology annotation, cellular component: cytoplasm; nucleus. Bases 86 to 385 code for a protein of 99 amino acids. Lineage: Eukaryota; Viridiplantae; Streptophyta; Magnoliopsida; Lamiales; Acanthaceae. Gene Ontology annotation, biological process: protein urmylation; tRNA thio-modification. The record is from RefSeq and is a predicted model, not a curated record. The transcript is spliced from 4 exons. Gene Ontology annotation, molecular function: protein tag activity.